Eriocheir sinensis (Chinese mitten crab) is the source of this 1843-nucleotide messenger RNA. Its product is annotated as cytoplasmic dynein 2 light intermediate chain 1-like. Gene Ontology annotation, biological process: intraciliary transport involved in cilium assembly; intraciliary retrograde transport. The transcript is spliced from 10 exons. The record is from RefSeq and is a predicted model, not a curated record. Gene Ontology annotation, molecular function: dynein heavy chain binding. Gene Ontology annotation, cellular component: axoneme; cytoplasmic dynein complex; ciliary basal body. The coding region runs from base 218 to 1342 and encodes 374 amino acids. Lineage: Eukaryota; Metazoa; Arthropoda; Malacostraca; Decapoda; Varunidae.
GCCUCCGUAAAACCAGUGUCACGUUGCUUAGCUUUGGGCCUGAGCAGUCCCCGCCACUCACACGCCCACAUUCAUCUUGUAUUAAAAGGAGACAGGAAGGCCGACGUCAGCGGCGCUCCAGUGUGAUUACAAGGAAAGAAAGGAAACAUAAUAUUACAUCAUCUCCGGUAUUGAUAAACAGCAAAAUUAAAGACCUACCAUCAAGGAAAGAUUAAAAAUGCCAAGAAGUGCCGUGGGUAGCACCAGGGCCAGCAGCAGUCACAGCACUAGAGCGGCAAGCAGCAGGAGUGAAGGAAGACAAGGAGGGGGAGGAGGAGGAGGCGGAGGGGUGAGCAUAUGGGAUGUGGCUGUCAACGAAGGGAGGAAGAGAAGACAGGACCUCGUCAACGACACUGAGAGAACAUCAAGGGAGGCAACGGUGAUGCUGGUGGGGACACGGGGAGCGGGCAAGACAACACUCCUGCAGAAGUUCCUGGACAGGGAGGAGACGGCGAGGCACACGCUGGCCCUGGAGUAUACCUAUGGACGCAAGACUGGCCGGACCCUGGUAAAGGAUGUCUGUCACCUGUGGGAGCUUGGAGGCGGGUCACUCUUCACGCCCCUCCUGUCCACUCCCCUCACCCCGAGGAUACUCCCCAGACUCUCCUUCGUCCUCGUCCUCGACUUGUCUCACCCUCAAACCCUCUGGACUGACCUCGUCACCCUCCUCGCAGCACUGAAGGAGGAGGUGGGGAAGGCUGCCUCGUCUGUGCCUGGCCUGCGAGCGUCUCUGGAAGCUGCGGCUGUCAAGAGGUUACAGGCCGGCGCCAACACUCUUGAGGCGGAGGUCAAACCCUUUCUUGUGCCGUUGGUCAUAGUCGGAGGGAAAUAUGACGUCUUCCAGAACCUUGAACCCGAGGGAAAGAAGAUGAUUUGCAGGGCCUUGAGGUUCGUGGCACACACACACGGCGCGUCACUUCAGUUCUUCUCAGCGCGUGAUCCUGGCUUAGUGAAGAAGGCGAAGGAGCUGUUGAGCCACCUUGCGUUUGGUACAGCAGAAAGCCGUAACCUCGCCCAAGACUACAACAAACCGCUCAUCAUCCCAGCCGCCAGUGACACUCUCGCCGCCAUCAACCUGAACGAGGACCUCACCCUGGACACCUGGGGGCACAAGUUCACCGCCAAGUACCCACAGGAGAGGCAAGAGGGUUCGUCAGCCAUGCCCGAGGACCCAGCGCGUGACCCCACCUACGCCGAGCCUGACGUGGACAACCUCAGGGCACAGAAGGACGAGGAGCUGGAGAGAAUCAGGAGGGAGGUUGGGAGGAAUGCUGCUCGGUGGGCUGACCUUGACCUGACCUAAGGAAUGGAGGGAGGAGAUGAAGAAGGAGGAGGAGAAGAUGAAGGAAGAGGAGGAAGAGAGGAUGAAGACACAGAAUAAGGAGAAAGAAAUGAAGAUGAAGGAGAAGAUGGAGGAGGAGGAGGAGGAGGAGAAGGAGGAGGAGGAGGAGAUGAAGAUGAUGAAGAAACUGAUGAUAUUGUUGGAGGUGAUCUCAAGGGAGUGACCUAGGACGGGAGAGCUAUCAAUAAGGGCAUUUUACACUACUAACCUUAGGACUAGUAUGGCAUUUACGAGCAAAAUCAUCACACAGAAUAAAGCUGAACCAAUCUUUUAUUAUUAUUGUGAUUAUUUGGGCACAUUAAAAAGAGUAAAAAAUAUAUAUGAACAUGAAAUAAUCCCGAAUACAAAACAGGAAAAGAAAAGAAAAAGGGAAGAGUGAACAUCUGAGCACACACACACACACACACACACACACACACACACACACACACACACACACACACACACACACACACACACACA